AUGCACACAAGAGCAGCUAUGUUCAUAAGCAUUGAGAUUAGCGAAGGGAAUCGGAAGACGCUCGAGCAUGCUCCACACCUCGUCCAGCUAUUUUGCCCACUAGGAAGCGGAAUCAAAUCACGAAUCAGUGAGGACAAUCGAGUUCUUCUGCUUCAGAUGAUCGACAAGAUCCCGGAGGAUUCCAAGAAGGAGCAACACUUUAUGGUUGCAGAAAGAGUUCCUUCGAUAGAGCAGUUCUAG
Penicillium diatomitis is the source of this 240-nucleotide messenger RNA. RefSeq lists its product as uncharacterized. The transcript has 2 exons. Lineage: Eukaryota; Fungi; Ascomycota; Eurotiomycetes; Eurotiales; Aspergillaceae. The record is from RefSeq and is a predicted model, not a curated record. The coding region runs from base 1 to 240 and encodes 79 amino acids.